CAUUUCUGUCUAUGCACGUGAACCCGUCUAACGUUAUUGUUAUUUCGCAGUUAUAUAAAGUAGCAAAUUAUCGUUCCUGAAUAGGUGGCGCCGUGGUAGCCGAUCCUGUUCCUCAACUUCCGGUUUCUGCACUGUGCAACUAUUACAGUUGCAUUUUUAAUUAACGAUGCCAAGUACUUGUUGUUGUGUUCCUGGAUGUCAUUUAAGAGGAGGACAUGCAUUUCCAAAUGACUUAAAAAGAAGGAAAAGUUGGAUCAACGCCAUGACACGAUGAAAUCGUGGAGUCCAUCUCAAUCAGCUGUUGUUUGCAAGGCACAUUUUACUGAAAAAGACUACGUGCAGGAAACUAUUCAUGGGCGCAAACCCACCAUACAGAGACUUAAGUCUACUGCCAUUCCCAGCCUAUUUUCCUUGACCAAGCAAGAGACUGAAUUGUCCGCAAAAAGAAAAAUCAGGGCAGUUUCCUGUGAAAACAAAAGAACUAAACUUGAUGAAUAUUGUAGUAGAAAUCUAGAGGAAAGUUUUGAUUGUAAAGUUGGUUUUCCUGAAGAAGUCAUUCAUACUGCAGAAAGGAUUUAUGACUGUCCACCACCAACUGCCGAGCUAAUGUUGAGCUUCCAAGAUGGAAUUACGCAAACACCAUCAAUGUCUAUGUUUUCAGCAGAGAAUUUUGAAAUGAAGACACGUGACACAGCCAUGCAUUUUUAUACCGGUUUAGAGUUGUAUACUAAAUUUUUAUUUGUUUUGACCACACUUUGUCCAACAGCACAUUGUUUGAGAUACAUAUAUUUUCAAAUUGAUAGGGUGUCAGUUGAAAAUCAGUUUUUUUAUGACUUUGAUGAAAUUGAGGCAUUAUACAACCAACUUUGAACUUUCUAGAUUCUAGAUUGAAUCUAGUGUUAAGAAUAUUGUGUAUACAUGGAUUGUUUUUAUGCCUUAACAGUGGUGUGAGGCUAACACUUGGCCAUCUAGUGGUUUAGUCAGGCAUUUUUCGCCAUCCAACUUCAAAUUAAAGUUUCCUACGACUUGGAUUAUUAUUGACAGCACAGAAUAUCCCGUGAUAAAACCUAAAGCUCCUAGAGCUCAGGCAACCUUUUCAUCAUAUAAAAACAGAAACACUGAAAAUACUUGUAUGUUCGACGCCUGGUGGUUUAGUCAACUAUGUCUCUAAUGCAUAUGUUGGUUCUACCAGUGACUAUGAAAUAGUUGAAAGAUGUAGAAUACAAAAUGUAGUUCAAUUAUGUGAUCCAGGUGACAGUGUGAUGGCAGACAAAGGUUUAAAUGUGCAAGAUUUGUUUGCCAACUUUUUUUCAAAAAAAGAAACAGAAUUAGUUCCAAAACUCUUAUACGGGAUAGAAAAGUCUCCAAUUAACAUGUGCACAUAGAGCGAAUUAUUGGACUUGGCAAAACAUACAAAAUUCUCACAAAUCCUAUGAAUGGAACUGAAACAAAACUUUCAUCUGAAAUAACAUUUAGUUGUUUUAUGUUGUGUAAUUUUAGAACUUGUAUUGUGCCAAAGGAUGCAGAAAUAAACGUGACGCAAUGAAUUUUGUUCUGAUAU
Molecule: messenger RNA, 1561 nt
Organism: Mytilus californianus (California mussel)
Lineage: Eukaryota; Metazoa; Mollusca; Bivalvia; Mytilida; Mytilidae
Exons: 2
Coding region: 271-870 (199 amino acids)
Source: RefSeq, a predicted model, not a curated record